Ficedula albicollis (Collared flycatcher) is the source of this 1022-nucleotide messenger RNA. Its product is annotated as endogenous retrovirus group K member 25 Pol protein-like. The coding region runs from base 51 to 422 and encodes 123 amino acids. The record is from RefSeq and is a predicted model, not a curated record. The transcript is spliced from 2 exons. Lineage: Eukaryota; Metazoa; Chordata; Aves; Passeriformes; Muscicapidae.
ACCGUGCAUUGAAUGAGGUGACUCCACCGCUGAGCGCUGCCGUGCCGGACAUGCUGGAACUCCAGUACGAGCUGGAGUCCAAGGCAGCAAGGUGGUAUGCCACCAUUGACAUUGCCAAUGCAUUCUUCUCCAUUCCUUUGGCAGCAGAGUGCAGGCCUCAGUUUGCUUUCACCUGGAGGGGCGUGCAGUACACCUGGAACCGACUGCCCCAGGGGUGGAAACACAGCCCCACCAUCUGCCACGGACUGAUCCAGGCUGCACUGGAAAAGGGUGAGGCUCCGGAACAUUUGCAGUACAUCGAUGACAUCAUUGUAUGGGGGAACACGGCAAUGGAGGUAUUUGAGAAGGGAGAGAAGAUCAUCCAGAUUUUGCUGGGAGCCAGUUUCACCAUUAAAAACAGCAAAGUCAAAGGACCUGCCUGAGAGAUCCAGUUCCUGGGAGUGAAGUGGCAACAUGGACGGUGCCAGGUCCCCAUUGAGGUCAUUAAUAAGAUCACUGCAAUGUCUCCACCAACAAGCAAGAAGGAAACACAAGCUUUCCUAGGUGCCAUAGGCUUUUGGAGAAUGCACAUCCCUGAGUACAACCAGAUUGUGAGCCCUCUCUACCUGGUCACCCGAAAGAAGAACGAUUUCCACUGGGGCCCUGAACAGCAGCAAGCCUUCGCCCAGAUCAAGCAGGAGAUUGCCCAUGCAGUAGCCCUUGGCCCAGUCAGGACGGGACCAGAGGUAAAGAAUGUGCUUUACUCUGCAUCUGGGAACCAUGGUCUGUCCUGGAGCCUUUGGCAGAAGGUGCCUGGUGAGACCCGAGGCCGACCCCUGGGAUUCUGGAGCAGAGGUUACAGAGGGUCUGAAGCCAAUUACACUGCCACAGAGAAAGAAAUCCUGGCUGCCUAUGAAGGAGUUCAAGCUGCCUCAGAGGUGACUGGCACGGAAGCACAGCUUCUCCUGGUGCCCCGACUGCCAGUGCUGGGGUGGAUGUUCAAAGGAAAGGUUCCCUCUGCCCACCACGCCACCGACGCCACA